AUGGCCGAACUCAAUGGGGAGAAGUGGUCGGCCACGAGUUGGAGGUCUAAGCCCAUCGUCCAAGGUGUGUCCUACGAUGACACAGAAUCUUUCGACAAGGCCGUCCAGAAGCUGCAAACGCUACCACCACUGGUCACACCCCGAGAGAUCGUCAAGCUCAAGAACGAGCUCCGAGAAGUCGCGCUUGGUAAUGCAUUUCUACUUCAGGGUGGUGACUGCGCAGAGCUCUUCGACUACUGCAACCAGGACAUGAUCGAGGCCAAGGUCAAACUGCUACUACAAAUGAGCUUAGUCCUCAUCUAUGGUGCUAAAAAGAAAGUUGUGCGCAUAGCACGAAUGGCCGGUCAGUUUGCGAAGCCACGUUCAUCGCCAAUGGAGACUGUCGGUGGUGUAGAGAUGAACUCUUUCCGUGGUGAUAUUCUCAACAGCUAUGAACCCGAUGUUGAAGCUCGGAGGCCGCAUCCCUCUCGAUUGGUGGACGCCUACUUCCACUCAGCAGCGACACUCAACUACCUCCGCGCAGCCCUGGGCUCAGGUCUGGCCGAUCUCCAUGCUCCUCUUGACUGGUCCCUGGGCCACGUGCUAGACCCUUCGGUUCGGACCAAAUACCAAAGCCUUGUCUCCAGGAUCAUCGACACCUUGGACAUGCUCCGUACCAUUGGCCUCGACUCCUCACGCAACCUCGAAACUGUCGACCUUUUCACGUCACACGAAGGUCUCCUCCUUGAGUACGAGGAAUCCCUCACCCGCCAAUUCAAACACCCUGCCAACGCCAUACCACCUGAUACUCUCAGCUCACCAACGCCCGCCCGGCGGAAAACCUCCACAAACCGUCGACCUUCAACAGCAGCCCCCAACACCGGCCACUACAACACCUCCGCCCAUUUCAUCUGGAUCGGCGACCGCACCCGACAGCUCACGCACGCGCACGUCGACUUCUUUCGGGGCAUUGCCAACCCCAUCGGCGUGAAAGUCGGCCCUUCCAUGCCCGCCGGCGACCUAGUCCCACUCCUCGACAUCCUCAACCCAAAUCACGAAAUCGGCAAAAUCGUCCUUAUCACCCGCUACGGCUACGACAAGAUCGCCACGCACCUACCCGGCCACAUCAAAGCCGUACAAGCCUCCCAGCACGACGGCACGGUGGUGUGGCAGUGUGACCCCAUGCAUGGCAACGGGCGCAACGCCACGGUAGAAGCUGCCGACGGCAAUGGCAAGCCCGCCACCUUCAAGACUCGCCGCUUCAGCGACAUUUUGAGCGAGCUACAGCAGGCACUACAGAUCCACCGCUCACUCGGGAGCUAUCUGGGCGGCGUGCACCUGGAGCUGACAGGUGAGGCCGUCACCGAGUGCGUUGGCGGCGCGGAGAAUCUACGCGAAGAAGAUCUCAGUCUCAACUACACAACCUUCUGCGAUCCGCGACUGAACGAGAAGCAGGCACUGGAGCUGGCCUUCCUGGUGGCGGGAUUCUACCGGGAAGACCUGGAGGAUGAAUAA
Cyphellophora europaea CBS 101466 is the source of this 1494-nucleotide messenger RNA. RefSeq lists its product as uncharacterized. Gene Ontology annotation, biological process: aromatic amino acid biosynthetic process. Gene Ontology annotation, molecular function: 3-deoxy-7-phosphoheptulonate synthase activity. The coding region runs from base 1 to 1494 and encodes 497 amino acids. The record is from RefSeq and is a predicted model, not a curated record. The transcript has a single exon. NCBI's taxonomy places the organism in Eukaryota, Fungi, Ascomycota, Eurotiomycetes, Chaetothyriales, Cyphellophoraceae.